AUGGCCGGUGCCCAGGCCAAGCGCACCCGCAAGUUCGCAGAGGUCAAGCGCAUCAUCUCCAAGAAGGACGCGCGGCGGCGCGAGAACGCGGGCAAGGCGGACGAGGCCAACGCGAGCGCGACCAAGGCGGCGGCGUCGGCCGACCUGAUCCGCGAGCUGCCGCAGCAGCCGUCGUCGCUGUUCUUCCAGCACAACGAGGCCCUGGUGCCGCCCUACAACGUCCUGGUCGACACAAACUUCCUGUCGCACACGGUCCAGCGCAAGCUGCCCCUGCUCGAGUCGCUCAUGGACCUGCUCUACGCCAAGGCCAACCCCAUCAUCACCGACUGCGUCAUGGCCGAGCUGGAGAAGCUGGGCCCCCGCUACCGCCUCGCCCUGCGGAUAGCCCGUGACACCCGGUGGGAGCGCGUCCGCUGCGACCACAAGGGCGUCUACGCCGACGACUGCAUCGUCGACCGCGUCAUCAAGCACCGCGUCUACCUCGUCGCCACCAACGACAAGGGGCUCAAGAACCGCCUGCGCAAGAUCCCCGGUGUCCCCAUCGUCUCGGUGGCCAAGGGCAAAUAUGUCAUCGAGAGACUGCCCGACGCGCCCAUAUAG
This is a messenger RNA of Neoarthrinium moseri, 600 nucleotides long. RefSeq lists its product as uncharacterized. The transcript has 3 exons. Gene Ontology annotation, cellular component: small-subunit processome; nucleolus. NCBI's taxonomy places the organism in Eukaryota, Fungi, Ascomycota, Sordariomycetes, Amphisphaeriales, Apiosporaceae. The coding region runs from base 1 to 600 and encodes 199 amino acids. The record is from RefSeq and is a predicted model, not a curated record.